Molecule: messenger RNA, 1725 nt
Organism: Galendromus occidentalis (western predatory mite)
Lineage: Eukaryota; Metazoa; Arthropoda; Arachnida; Mesostigmata; Phytoseiidae
Product: PHD finger protein 21A
Exons: 9
Coding region: 210-1523 (437 amino acids)
Source: RefSeq, a predicted model, not a curated record
UCGACACACAUCGAGCGCAGCUCGAGGAAACUUUCUGAAGUUGUCCUCCACUCCUCGAGCGUUCUCUGUAUGCCAGUGUCGAGCUUAAUUCCAAGUUGACUCCACGGCGACUUGAGAAUACGAUGUCGAACUUCUCCUCAGGGUAACGAGCAGCAAUCGCGAGAACUUCUUCCCGUAUCGCUUCGCGGUAAACUUCAACAUUUUCCAGCAUGGACCUGGCUGUGGUGGGAGCCCCAGCCUCCGGCGAAACGCACAUGCAGAAUGUGGAGCGUCAAAUUCGAGCUCUGAUCCGGGAGCAUCACAGGCUCAUGUCCACAGUGGAACAGCUCAGCUCCUCAGCCGCGGAAGCCAAGCUUUCGGCUGCUACCAGAAUCCAACAAGAGAUAAUUAAUAUGGCAUACGAAUUCAGAGAGGCAAAUUUGGCGAGCCGUUGUGGCUCAAUCUCUGCGGUACAUAUCAAUACGACGGGUGCUGUUAUGCCAAAGCCUAUAGCUCAAAUGAACAAUGCUCAACCUGCGACAAUAUCCGAGAAGGUCGCCUUAGAUGGCGCCUCAGCCUUUUCGAUCAACAACAACAACAACAAUCACAGCAUUAGCGACAAUAAUAAUUAUAAGACGGACCCAGAUGCAUCCUUCGACUAUGUCGUCAAGGCACCGAAGAAAGUUCCCCUCCCCAUAGUGGCGCCGAACUUGGUCUUUCACAAUCCCGCAGGAACUUCGCCUGGUGUCAAGUUUGGUGCGCCACCUUCGGCGGUCUUCAUCAUAAAAGUUCCUCCUAAUCAGACAGGCCCUCUGAACAUCGUCACGUUGCAACAAAAUGGAAUCACGAAUGGAGCCAGCAUCACCGCUCCCGUCAACGGUCUCCAGGUCAACGGCGUCGUAGUGAAGGCGGUCGCACCAGGCAGCAAGGGCAACUUCCUGCCGAAGCCCGUCAUAAUCGAUGAUUCGAAGGUGACUUCUGCACCGAGCCCAUUGAUAACUCACAAGCUCGCUGUUCAAGCAACGAAGAAUAUCGAGACCAGACUCCAAAAAGUGCCCGAAGAACGAAAUACGCUGCCGCCAUUCGAGUUCGAGGAGAACGAGGAAGAUAAAGUUUGCAAGGGAGUGAAGAAACAGGCGUGGUUUCUCGGUCAUCUGAGCCUUUGCACUCCAGAAAGGUUCCGAGAGUUGUCAGAGCGUCGGACCGAGAGACGUCGACGCAAAACAGCCAAUCCACACUUCUCGUCUGCGGCCGUUGAAGAGCGCAGGAGGCAGGAAACCGAACGGAAAAGGAAGAAAACGACUUCUUCAGAUGGAAAGAACAAGGCCGAGCUCAAGGAGGAACUCCAACUACAGGCUGAGAAGCUCCGUACAGAAAAAGCCGAAUUACUCAAGAAGCAUGAAGAGGCGAGGCAACGUCUCACGGAGGAGCGCCUGCGUACCCGAAUGCUAGUCGAUCAGCAGAGAACCGUGGAGCAAAUGCUAGAGAGACUCCGGAAAUUCAUGUCGAUCGUGGCGGAGAACAGACCGCCAUUGUGCGCGUGAAUGCAGAAAAAGCUCCCCGAAGAUCUGUCUCUGGUGCCGAUCUUUUCGGAAACACAGAUCGAGCCGACCUCGUUUCGCGCACUGACUGCGUGGAGAAUCAUGUAUAGGGAACAUCUCAUUCUGUCACGUUAUCUUCGGAGAAUGCUCCUCUCAUCGAGACCGAUAUACUUCUCGUGUAUGGUAUAGAUACAGGAUAUCUUCU